UAAUUAAUAUAAAAUUAAAAUUGACGGCAAAUAUUGCCUCAAAAUGUAGAAUACUAAUUUCUACUAUUAUUGUAGUAGAGUUUUUACUUGUCUUAAUGAUAAAAUAUAUUUAUUAUUGCAAAUCUACGGCUAUACGUAUAUGAGAAUAUGUCAUAAAGAUUUUAAUAUAAUCAAAACGUAGAAAAACGAUAUUUUUCCCGUCGAUUAACAUAUUCCUUUCAUCACGACAGUGAUUACAAGUGAAAACACUUCAAAAAACAAAAUAGAUGCAGCUUGAUAAACUAUACCGAACAAACUGAAGAGGUUUGGAGAUUUGAGAGACAAUAUUUUCGACAUGCGAGACGCGCUUGCGGCCCGAUGUGUUUACACAAUUGCACGGCGAUCGCACGAUAUUGGUAUAUAACACGCGAACCACGUUAAUCCGGCACCAAUCUACGAAGUUCCGUUGAAGAUGAAGAUUCCAGCGAUACUCGUGACGUCGUUCCUCGCCUGGGGACUGGCCAGCGGGAGUCCUCAUCUCCUAAAGGGGUCGGAUGCUUCCGCGUCCGCAUCCGCGUCCGCGACCGCGGUUGCCAAUUCCAAGAAGAAUCUCUACCCAUUACCGAUACCAUCGAAAGACGCGCAUGGCAUCGUAAUCGACGAGUCAAAGUUCAACAUCAGGAAGGUAGUGCUGAGCGCGAUCGACGAGAUCAACGGCGCGCCAAAUCUCGGUCUGGGAUGGAAAAAGGUCAGCUGGGCAAUCGAAAACGCCAAAGCGAACGCUCACGUGACCGCCGAGACGCUGGCACUCAUUAAGAAGAUCGUCGCGACCGUCGUCUUGGGUUACAUCAAGGCGACCAAGAUCGCGGCUCACGCAUCCGCCGAAGCGUUGGCUGUCGCUAAGGCUGCGGAAGAAGCGCAAAGGAUUGCCGAAGCGAAGGGUAGAGCAGCCUCUCAGGCGCUUUCCGCGUUAGUUCAGGCAUCCGCGCAGGCCGACGCUGCGGCCGCGGCGACGACGGACGCAAUCGAACGCACGUUCCAGGAUGCCAGGGCGGCCAAUUCCGCGCAGACCAAAGCCAGCGGCGAGGCCGAGAAUGCUAAUCGCGGUGCGGCCGCCAUCCUCGCGGCACUCGAGCGCAUCGCGGAGGCCUCCACGGAAACCAACCAAGCCGCCACCAAGGCAGCUGCCUCCGCCGCCGCCGCGUCCGCUAUGCAUGCUAAAGCCAAUGCGGCUUCGCAGGCUACCGCCAAAACAGCCGCCCUAGCUAGAACGGCAUCCGAGGAAGCAGAGACCGCCCAGGCAUCCACCUUGGCAAACGCUCAGUUGGCCGCGCGGCUGGAGGAGAAGGCCAGCGCCGAUCAGCAAGCGGCCUCCGCCAGAGCUGAUUACUUCACCGCCAAAACCGAGGCUGAAGCUGCCGCACAGGCGUCCGCUGUCAACGCGCUCAGGGACGGAAUAGUCGUCGGAUUGGGAAAUGAUGCCGGCGCUUCUGCCCAAGGUUCCGCACAGGCUAGCGCUCUCGCUCGCGCUAACGGGCACAAACUAAAACUCGAGAAGGGUCUGGACUCGGGUUUGCACAAGGGCUUGGACUGGGGCUUGGGCUCGUACAGCGGUAGCGCGUCUUCCGCCAGAGCAUCGUCCAGCGCCUCCGCUCAGGCAUCCUCGCUCGGAAAGGGAUGUAUUGCCUAUUCAGAUAACAAUCGAGAUCGGCGACAAUCUUGUGAUAAUAUUUGGAGGAGUGCGCGAGUCGCGGAUGCACAACAGGCUGUUUUCACAAAUGGCACGCUACGGUAUAAAAUCGGUGGACGAUCGAUGAGCCGGCAUCAAUCCUGCGAAGUAGCUUCCAAGAUGAAGAUUCCAGCGAUACUUGCGACGUCCCUCCUCGUCUGGGGUCUUGUCGGCGCCAGCGAGCUCGUCGAAUCGGAAGCGAGCGCGGCGGCGGCUGCCCAAGCGAGUGCGUCCUCGUCCACGUCCGGUAGCAAGCUGACUGCCUCCAAGUCGUCCGCCAGCGCGUCCGCCAGCGCGUCUGCCAGCACGUCGACCAGCAGCAAAGGCGGUUGGAUUCUUCCCCACGGUGACGUUAAACACGAGAAGAAGAGCGCUGCCGGGAUCGCGAUCGAAGGAGCGAAGGUCGGCACCGGAAUCGCUAACACCGCGUCCGCGUCCGCCGAGGCACUUUCCCGUGGACUCGGCAUCGGGCAGGCAGCCGCCGAAGCGCAAGCCGCUGCCGCCGGCCAAGCGGCGAUCGCCGCAAAAUCAUGCGAGCUAGCCGCCAAGAGUACUGCCCACGCGGUCGCCCUGGUCGAGGCGGCGGCCCAAGCCGAGGUAGACGUGGCCAACAGGGCGGCAGCGGCCGUCAAGAAGGCGGCUAUCGCCGCCAAGGCAGCGAGGAUAGUCGAGGAGAAUGUCGCCGCCGUAAGAGCGGCCGCCGGUAAGCUGGACCUGGCCGCAAGAGCCAGCGCUGCCGCCGAAGAACGCGCCAACGAGGAAUCUGUCGCGGCCAACGAACGCGCCCAAGCGUCGGCCGCCGCCGCCGCCGAGGCUGAAGCCAAGGCAAACGCCGCCCAGACGGCAGCCGCCGCCGCCUUGGCCAUCGCCGAGGCCGCUGUUGUCAUCGAGCAGGAAGCCGCUGCAUUAACCCGCAAGGCCCAGAAUACCCGUAUCAACGCCGAAGUUGCCGCCGCCGCGGCCAGCAACGCCCGCGCCGUCGCCUCCGCCUCCGCCGAGGCCAGCGCUGACUUGACUAAUCGCGUGGGUGUGGCGCGCUCCAGUGCCGCUGGUGCUGCCGAGACCAAAGCCAUAGCUACCGACGCCGGUUCUACCGCUGAGAUCGCAGCCUACAGCUGGGCCAAGAAAGGCGAGAUCAUCGAUCCCGGCCCUUUGCCCAAGAUCGUCAGCGUCACCGCGGGUCUGACCAAGAGCGAGGUUGAAGCCGUCAAGAUCAGUCGAGGUCACGAAUACAAGGAAGGUUUCGUACAUGGUGGCAUCGCGAGAUCGUCGUCGGCAGCUAGCGCUAGCUCCAGUGCCAGCGCCGACGCCGGCAGCAUCAGCGGCAAGCGGGGACUCUCCGUGGCUUCCGCUUCUGCCUCGGCCGACGCCUCGGCCGAGAGCUUCGGGUUGCAAGGGUGGUGAGAACGAGUAAUGCAAUUUCACCCGCCUCCCUUCCCCCCGAUACUGCAUACCAAUGCACACGCGGAAGAGCCCUUUAAGCGACAAAUAUUAAUGGACUAGCGAGACGGAAGAUUAACGCGUGCACGAUUUGACAAACAAAAAUUUACAAAAAAAAUCGAUUACAUCAGGCAGAAAAUUGUGUAAGAAUGGAAUUAAAUUGUUAUAGCAUCUAAAC
Molecule: messenger RNA, 3326 nt
Organism: Formica exsecta
Lineage: Eukaryota; Metazoa; Arthropoda; Insecta; Hymenoptera; Formicidae
Product: pneumococcal serine-rich repeat protein-like
Exons: 3
Coding region: 452-3112 (886 amino acids)
Source: RefSeq, a predicted model, not a curated record